Molecule: messenger RNA, 2004 nt
Organism: Penicillium canescens
Lineage: Eukaryota; Fungi; Ascomycota; Eurotiomycetes; Eurotiales; Aspergillaceae
Exons: 4
Coding region: 1-2004 (667 amino acids)
Source: RefSeq, a predicted model, not a curated record
AUGGGAAGAAGGCGUACUCCCCAUCGCAAAUCGACACAGCGCGGAGCUCCCGUGGCUAGUUAUCACCACUUGCGCUCAAAGCCCACCAUCACCAUGCCUCCCUUUAAGGAUGAGCAUAUUUUGCUAAUUGCGCCGGGUUCGCAAAUGACCCUGGCCCAGCUGGGUUUGCCCGAAACGUUCACGCCCGCGCGAUUCCGAUUCCCAACACGCAUGUUCCCCGCCGAGAAGAAGGGAGAAUUUGAACCUUACCGUGUCAAUGAGAGGCGCCAGGAGAUCAAGGUCAAGAAUGGCACACAGGCGCCGAAGGAAGACGUGGAAAUGAAGGACGCUCAACCCUCUGCGGCCGACGCUCCAAAGACCGAAUCCACCGAGAAGCCCGAAGGCGAGGGCGACGGUGCCCAGAGUAAUGGCGAAGCUACCAAGACUGUUGAAGAGGUCUUCUACGAAGAGGAUGUGAUGUCCGACAAAGACGCAAUCUAUCCCAUUGAGAACGGGCGCAUUGUCGACUGGCCUUGCUUCUUUGCUCUGCUCACUCACAUUUACAACACCUUGAGCCCACCUUUCCACACUCCAAUCAUGCUCAUCGCCGAGCCUGUCUGGUCUGCGCGCGACCGCGAAGCAAUCACCCAAUUCGUUUUUGAGAAGUUCAAGGCUCCAGCGUUCAGUCUUAUGGACUCUGCGCUUGCGGCUUGCUACGGCUACGGUGUACCCACAGCUACCGUUGUCGAUGUCGGCAAGGGCAAGGUUGAUGUUACUGCUGUCACCGAUUUCGCAGUCAACGAGCACGGCAGAGGUAUUGCCCUGGAGGGCUGCGGUGGAGACUCCAUGACUGAUCGCCUUCUCGAAUUGCUGGAUCCUUCCCCCGGAACUCCACUUCCUGGAGACGCUGCCACCGCGCGCCAGGGUGCGAACCCCGCCGCUGCUGCCUCGACUGGAGGAGCCGAUAGCAACGAUUCUGCCCCGCGUGGACCAGGAGACGGCACACAAACUGGUACAGAGGGUAGUAACGAAGAAGACGAAGGUGUCCUCGAUGUCGCUGCAAUUGUCAGCGGUAACACUACCGAAUAUCUCGCCAAUAUUGAGAAGGAAAAGACGACGACAAAGAAAGGAGCAGCCGAUCCAAAGCAAGGUCGUCUUCCCAACUCGAAGAAAGAGAAAGCUUCGUUCCAGUUCGAAGAAUUCGUGCAAUUGGAAGGACACGAUGCAGCACCCAACGAUUCUCGACAGUACAUUCGUCGGCAACGAGAGAUUGAGGUCAGCAUUGAGCGUUUCCUUCUGACUUCGCCUCGUUUAAAGAACGGAGACCGCCUCACCAGCGGCAUUCUUGAGGACAUUGCCACACAAAUUCACCAUACCAUUAUUGCUGUUCCCGAUGCUACAAAACGAAGCGAGCUUUGGGACUCUUUAAUCAUUGUUGGAUGUGGAAGCAAGGUCAAGGGCUUCACUCAGGCUUUGCUCAGUGUCAUCCAACAAAAGUUCAUUCUUUCUCCUUCUGGCACGAUUUUCACCUCUGAAAUCCCAUCUACUUUCACCACUCCUGCUCCCACCGGCGCCAACACACCCUCUCAUAUGGGCCAAUCUGGGAUGAUGUACCACCCGGCAGCUCCCGGCGUGAACCCUCUUCUCGUUGCUGCUACUCACAACAACCCCGGUAUGCCUGGUAUGCCCGGUAUGCCCGGCACUCCUGGGAUGGACCCCAACACGGUACAUUACCGCUCAACCGGUCAUUCCCAGACCCCCACUUCUGUCAAGACUCUGAAGCUUCCUGAGUAUUUCCCCGACUUCAAGGACCACGGCAACAGCAACGCUCCCGGUGCCAGCGGAGCCAAUUCCACACCCGGGUCAUCCCAGGGUGGCCACGGCAUGGAGGAAGCCAUUUUCCUCGGUGCUCAGAUGGCUGCCAAGGUCUUCUUUGUUCUUGAUCAGGGUCUCAGCAAGGGCUACAUGAGCCGAGUUGAGUACAACGAGAGCGGACCAUCCGCCAUUCACGAAUACAUCUUGUAA